Molecule: messenger RNA, 192 nt
Organism: Angiostrongylus costaricensis
Lineage: Eukaryota; Metazoa; Nematoda; Chromadorea; Rhabditida; Metastrongylidae
Source: the annotation of a GenBank genome assembly
UGUAGCACAUCUUUCUCAGAUUCAAUGUCACCAAUACUAAAACGGGAGACCAAACCCGAAUGGGAGGACCUCGGAUGGGCAUGGAGAAAACGAAAUCCGCCAUUUCCGAAACGAAUUUUACGAUCAAUGCAGCUGGUGAAGAAGAAUCCUGAUUGGCACGAUCUUGGAUGGACGUGGGGACGUCGGAAAUGA